Messenger RNA from Diospyros lotus (date-plum), 1028 nucleotides. RefSeq names its product protein ASYMMETRIC LEAVES 2. The coding region runs from base 160 to 807 and encodes 215 amino acids. The record is from RefSeq and is a predicted model, not a curated record. Lineage: Eukaryota; Viridiplantae; Streptophyta; Magnoliopsida; Ericales; Ebenaceae. The transcript is spliced from 3 exons.
CCCCCCCCCCCCCCACAAAACCCUCCUCCCUCCCUCCACGCACAGAUCUGCAACUUUGCCAUUUCUUCCGUGCUCCUCCGUAUGCCUCUCGCCCCACUCUCUUCGCGCUGGUAGCAACAAAGAAACAGUAGUACUGGUGAAAUUGCGCAGACAAAUUGGAUGGCGUCAUCGUCCAACUCGCCGUGUGCAGCUUGCAAGUUCCUUCGCCGGAAAUGCCAGCCCGAGUGCGUCUUCGCCCCGUACUUCCCGCCUGACCAGCCGCAGAAGUUCUCCAACGUCCACAAAGUGUUCGGCGCCAGCAACGUCACCAAGCUGCUCAACGAACUGCACCCCCACCAGCGAGAGGACGCCGUCAACUCGCUCGCCUACGAAGCCGACAUGCGGCUUCGCGACCCCGUGUACGGCUGUGUCGGUGUCAUCUCCCUCCUCCAGCACCAGCUCCGGCAGCUCCAGAUGGACCUCAGUUGCGCCAAGUCCGAGCUCUCCAAAUACCAGAGCCUCGGCAUCGCCGGCCACGGCCUCAUCGCCGCGGCUGCGGCCGCUGCGGCUACCACCCACCACCACCAGCAGAACCUGGGGAUCAAUCUGAUUGGCGGCGGCGGCGGCGGCCGCGACCACCACUACCACCACCAGCUCUUUCCGACGAACCAGCAACAGGCGAUAAGGGCCAUGGAUUCUGGAACCAACUUCGAUGCGAGCAGUUUGCUUGCAAUGAACGUUUCGGCGAGCAUAGGGCAGCUGAGUUCUCCGUUCUAUCAGCCGAGGGCUGCCGGCGGCGAAGACCGGCGAGCGCCAGUUGACCCUUAGCGGAUUGGAUUUCCCGAGGUCCCAUCUUUAUUCAUAGGUUUUGAAGGAUUCAGUGCUCAGGAGGAGAGAGAGAGAGAGAGAGAGAGAGAGAGAGAGAGAGCUUCUCAUCUCAUCGUGCUUCCAUUAAUUCUAGUCUACAGUUGAUUUUUUGUUGGCUAGCUAGUGGAUUGGCCUGUAUACUUAUUAUUCAUAUAUAUAUAUAUUAUACACACACAUAUAUA